Messenger RNA from Apis mellifera (honey bee), 1255 nucleotides. RefSeq names its product innexin shaking-B. The record is from RefSeq and is a predicted model, not a curated record. The coding region runs from base 419 to 1009 and encodes 196 amino acids. The transcript has 4 exons. Lineage: Eukaryota; Metazoa; Arthropoda; Insecta; Hymenoptera; Apidae. Gene Ontology annotation, cellular component: plasma membrane; gap junction. Gene Ontology annotation, molecular function: gap junction channel activity.
CAAAUUCUGGAAAUAAUUGAAAAUAUAAAAUUCAUUGCAGAAAACAAGAUAAAAUAAUAAAUUCAAUUUUUUUCAUAACUUAAGCAGAGUGAUAAAUAAAAACAUAUCGUGUAUGCAUAUAUUUUUUUAAAGUUGAAAAUAUGUAUAAUUUAUAGUGAUGUUAAUGUCACUGGUUGGACAAAUGAAAAUAAUCAGGAAUACACGUUUUUUGAAAUUUAAGUUGCGUUGUAAUUCAAAGGAAGACGUUAGUGUAUCAAACAAGUGACUAAGAACCAUAAUAAAUUCAUGUUUUUAACUUUAAACAAAAUUUUAUCAAUGGAGAUGUUAAUAUGUAUAAAUAAAAACAAUCGUAAAAAAUAUUUUCUCAACAUUUAAAAUUAAACUUUAGUGAUAAUUAUCAAAUUAUUGAUCUUUAUACAUGAAUUAUAAUUGUUCGAGUAUGAAGUAUGUAUCUACAGUCAAUUCAUCUGCAAAAAUUAUCAUAAAUGAGGAAGUUAUAUUUUCGCCAAAUAAAACUUUGGAAAAUAGAGUUUUGGUUGGAUACAAUGAUGUGAUAAUUGGAACUGUUAGAAGUAGAAAUAAAAACGAAGCGAAAAUGAUAGAUAAAGUCAUGGCACUUUGUUAUUCUUUGCAUAUGAAUAAAACGAAAACCGAUAGCAUCACUAUCAGAUUACACUCCUUAACAACAAUUCUAAUACUGAUGUUUUCAGCAAUUAUUAGUAGCAAACAAGUUGUAGGAAAUCCAAUAGAAUGUGUUCAUACCAGAGACAUACCCGUUGAGGCUUUCAAUUCAUAUUGCUGGAUACACAGUACGUAUUUUGUGACUAGAGCUAUGCUGGGCACCAAUGGCAUAGACGUUGUGGCACCUGGAGUUGCGCCCUCUCAUGGAAAUCAUCAUUAUGAUCAAAAAGACGAUAUAUCUUCCAAUAAGGAAACAACGAAAAAUGUAAAAUAUUACCAGUGGGUCGUCUUCGUCCUAAUAUUACAAGAGUCGGAAAACGGGAAGUGAGCUGAUUGACGUGUAGGUGUUUCCGACCGUUUCGGUUUGAGCACAAUGCGAAAUUGAUUAUUUUGUUUUUCACGAUACACACUGCCUUUGAACCCCUUUUCUACGUUGGAUCUGUGACAAGAACUCGAAAAUGGAGAAAUGUAUACUUUGUUCAAGUAUUGUUAUUUUCUUUCUAACCUAAAUGUUGUUUCAAAUGUGUUUAAUUCUUUCAGCUCUUUUUUCAAAAUUAAAUAUCGUUAAUUAUUA